This is a messenger RNA of Oryza sativa Japonica Group (Japanese rice), 648 nucleotides long. The record is from RefSeq and is a predicted model, not a curated record. Lineage: Eukaryota; Viridiplantae; Streptophyta; Magnoliopsida; Poales; Poaceae.
AUGGAGGCUUGUCUCCUGCCUCCACCGCCCUUUCCCCCUUCCCUCCGACUGCCAGUCUACCUCGGUGGACCAUCACUGACCCCCUGCACGGCAAGCGAGGUGCAUCUGCCGCCGUUGUGGUCCUCGCCGAGCGAUCGAUGGAGUCCUCACAUCGGGACGCCGGGCUCUCACAUCGGGGCCGUUCAGGCUCCCGCCUCCUCCCUUUCUUCGUGCUCGGAGACGGCGGUUUCUUUCCUCCCCGCGCCGGCGCUGCCCACUUCUAUGGAGAGCACUUUCCCGUCACCUCGGCCGCCGUCAACACCAUCCUCCUCGACGCCACCGUCGUCCCCCGUGCCACCACCGUCGGCAAGGUCGCCUACCGUUCCAGCACCAGCAGAUGCCGAUGAUGAUGAUCAGGGUGGAGGUUCUGGCCAAGAAGCUGGCGGCGGGAAUGGCGAAGAUGAAGCCGGCGGUGGUGAUGACUCCAAUGGUCAUGGUGAUGAGCAAGAUGGUGAUUACUCCAGCGAUGUGCAGCGACGGGAUGUCCCUCGACAUGAGUCUGCUGAUGGUUCAGAGAUACAUGACGAGCACCAUGUCAUUAUUACUGGAGAAGAACCACCUGUUUCGCCUGUUCCAAGGGAACCACCUGUUGCGCAUCAUUUGGAAUAG